ACUGGAGAGAGAAAGAGAAGAAGAUGUGAGAGAGGAGAGAGAAAGAUGGGUCGUCUCGUCUCUUCUAUUAUUCCUUUUUAGGGGGGUUUUGCACUUUCUGUGUUCUUCCCCAAAAGCCCAAAAAGCCCAAAUCCUGCAACAAAGGACCGACCCAUCUCUCGUCUCUCAUCUUCUCCCUCACUUUCUCUCUCCAUCCACUCCGUCGACGAUGAGGAUCAGAAAGCGAUGGCCAGCACCACCGUCUCCUCAUCCUCCACCGCUCUGGUCAUCGUCGUUGUCCCCUCCUCAACUUACACCAGUAGCACCAGAUCUCACCUCUUCCACGCCCCAAUCACCGCCACCUUCUCUUGUACCAUCUUCAGAACCAAAACGGUCAUUGCACCCCCACUCCGAUCUUCCCCUUGCAGAAGACAACCACCACCACCUCCGUCCACCUUCCGAUUCAGCACCCAGCCCACCCCUCCGUCGACCCAAGCUGGAGGAUCGACAACGCUCCGAUCUGCAGCUCACCAUGACUAAAGGAACCGACGGCUGGAUUUUCUCAAACACCGAGAUAGAUGAAUCCCACCAUUCAUCUCAUCAGCUCGAUUGCAUGCACAGCAGUCCUACUUCUACCCAGGACUCCCAAGCCGGAGAAGAAGAAGUUGCCGACGACAAGAGAUUUGCUGCUGCGACUAAUCGGAGAAACGAGAGCAACCCGGGUGCAGGAACAUCUUCUGGAGUUGGGAUCUCAGUAUCGUUGUCAUCUUCUUUUACAGGGAGAUGGGUUGAAGGAGAGAGAGCGUUUCCGUUGAAGAAGAGAAGAGGGAGCUUCGAGAGGAAGGUGAGUGAUGACGCGAUAGUGGAGAAAGAGAAGAGAAUGAAGAGUAGAGUGAAAACAAAGGCAGCGAAUAAAUGGGUCCAUGAAGAAGAAGAGGAAGACGAUGAUGGUGAUGGUGAUGAUAAACGAGAAGAGGAAGAAGAAGGUAUCGGUGAUGAUGGAGAGCAGCAAAGACAAAGAGAAGAUGUUGUGAGACUGAUCAAUGGUACGAGUGGAAAGAAGAGAGGGGGCGGCGGAGUGGUGAUGGAGGGUUCGAGGUGCAGUCGUGUAAAUGGGAGAGGAUGGAGAUGUUGCCAACAGACGCUUGUGGGUUACUCUCUAUGCGAGCACCACUUGGGUAAGGGAAGGCUGAGAAGCAUGAGCAGCGUUCGCAAUCAGGCUUCCGCCAUGGGUAGAGCUAGACCCAAGAAGGAAAAAGAACAGCGUGGGUUAUCGUCGUCGAUGUCGCAGCAGCAACAGCAGCAGCUGAAUAGCUUCAAAGAGGAGAUGGAGGUAGAAGACGAAGAAGAAGAAGAAGAAGAAGAAGAAGAAGAAGAGGAGAAGCCACUGACAAUCAGAAAGAAGAGAAAGAAGAUUGGUAUGGUGAAGGCUCGAUCUAUCAGCAGUCUGCUUGGCCAAACGCAAUAUGCACCAGCGAUAAUUCUACAGCCAUCUACUCCUAGCGAUCCUCAUCCUAGUAUUAGUAGCAACGUCAUGGCAUGAAACCAACUGGGUGAUUACGAUGUUCGUCUCUAAAUUAGAUUCACGGUCAUCUGGGUCUCAAAUGAUGAUUUCAACUCUAGAAAACCCGACUCAACAGGCAACAAAAGAGAAGAUCGCAGUCAGCAACAUAUAGUUUUUAUCGUAAAUUUCUGAGAAAAAAAAUCGCCUUGAAGGAUUCGUCUGAUCGUCUCUUUUUAUUUAUUCUCUCCUCAUCUAAAAUACUUUUUAUGUGAUACGGAUUCUUUUUUUUUUAGAAUAUGUGAUACGGAUUCUGAAUC
Nelumbo nucifera (sacred lotus) is the source of this 1800-nucleotide messenger RNA. RefSeq lists its product as uncharacterized. NCBI's taxonomy places the organism in Eukaryota, Viridiplantae, Streptophyta, Magnoliopsida, Proteales, Nelumbonaceae. The record is from RefSeq and is a predicted model, not a curated record.